Messenger RNA from Equus caballus (horse), 1851 nucleotides. RefSeq names its product rhomboid domain containing 2 (gene RHBDD2). NCBI's taxonomy places the organism in Eukaryota, Metazoa, Chordata, Mammalia, Perissodactyla, Equidae. Gene Ontology annotation, biological process: endoplasmic reticulum unfolded protein response. Gene Ontology annotation, cellular component: Hrd1p ubiquitin ligase ERAD-L complex; endoplasmic reticulum membrane. Gene Ontology annotation, molecular function: misfolded protein binding; ubiquitin-specific protease binding; serine-type endopeptidase activity. The record is from RefSeq and is a predicted model, not a curated record.
GCCAGGGGAGACAGCCGCAGGGAGGCGGAAGGAGCCGAGGACCGGCGGGUGGCGAGCGGGCGCGGGAGCCGGCGCCAGAGCGAUGGCGGCCAUGGCGGUCUCGGAGCCCGGGCUUCGCAGCUGGUCCCUGUGCCCCGAGGUGCCGUCCGCCACCUUCUUCACCGCGCUGCUCUCGCUGCUGGUGUCCGGGCCCCGCCUGUUCCUGCUGCAGCCGCCCCUGGCGCCCUCGGGCCUCUCGCUGCGGUCCGAGGCCCUGCGCAACUGGCAAGUUUACAGGCUGGUGACCUACAUCUUUGUCUAUGAGAAUCCAGUCUCCCUGCUCUGUGGUGCUAUCAUCAUCUGGCGCUUUGCUGGCAAUUUUGAGAGAACCGUGGGCACUGUCCGCCACUGCUUCUUCACCGUGAUCUUCGCCAUCUUCUCCGCUAUCAUCUUCCUGUCGUUUGAAGCUGUGUCAUCACUGUCAAAGCUGGGGGAGGUGGAGGAUGCCAGAGGUUUCACUCCAGUGGCUUUUGCCAUGCUGGGAGUCAACUCUGUCCGCUCUCGGGUGAGGAGGGCCCUGGUGUUUGGCAUGGUCGUGCCCUCAAUGCUGGUGCCGUGGCUCCUGCUGUGUGCCUCCUGGCUCAUUCCCCAGACCUCUUUCCUCAGUAAUGUCUGUGGACUUGGAAUUGGGCUAACGUAUGGCCUCACGUACUGCUAUUCCAUCGACCUCUCAGAGCGAGUGGCACUGAAGCUAGACCAGAAGUUCCCCUUUAGCCUGAUGAGGAGGAUUUCGGUGUUCAAGUACGUCUCGGGCUCUUCAGCGGAAAGAAGGGCAGCCCACAGCCGCAAGCUAUCUGGACAGCUUCAAUUCCCUGGAGGCUCUUGUCGAGCUUCUGGGCUGAACCCUGUACCUGGCUCCUACCCUUCGCAGAGUGGCCACCCUCACCUGACCCCGAGCCACCCUGUCGCCCAGAUGCAGCAUGCCAGUGGCCAGAAACUAGCCUCCUGGCCAGCCUGUGCUCCUGGGCACAUGCCCAGCCUGCCUCCAUACCAGCCUGCCUCCGGCCUGUGUUACGUGCAGAACCACUUUGGCACAGUCCCUAACUCCUCUGGUGUCUACCCGGCUUCUGCGGGUGCCUCCCUGGGGGUCCAGCCCCCCGCCCCCCUCAACUGCCCUGGCACAGUGUAUUCUGGGGCCCUGGCCGCUCCAGCGGCUGCAGGCUCCAAGGAGUGCUCGAGAGUCCUGAUCCCCUGACAGGGAGUUUCCAGGGCAGCUGUCUCACGUCUUGGCCUUCUGAAGAAGGUCCUCUCUGAGCUAAGAUUUUCUUGACAGUUAUUUAUUGAACACCUCUGUGUGCCAGGCUCUGUCUUGAGUAUUUUGAUAUGUGUCCCUAUUUCAGUCUCAUUCAUCCUCACGAUGCCUUUGUGAAGUACCGUUUAUUGCCCCAGUUUACAGAUGCAGAAAGCGAGGCACUCUGAUUACAUAAUGUCAGGUAGCCCUGUGGUGGCACAGCUGGAGUUCUUGGAGAGCUCUUCCCACCCGCUGUCCUGCCCCUCAGAGGACACCUGGGAGAAGAGGACUUUGGUUGUCAGUGGCUGCCAGUAGUUAAUUCCAGCUCUGUACUUCCUUCCUGCCAUUGUGCAUAAUGCUCUUGGUUAUAUAGUGUCGGCGUGUCUGUGUCUGCCCUUCAGGAGCUCCAGCUGGUGUGCUCAGCAGUCCCCAGGCCUGUGUAGUGUUUCUCCCCCGCAGUGACCUCCCCACCUGGACUUCUGCCCCAGAAGCGGUGAGACGGGCCCCUGUGAGCCACAGCAGCAUGCUGAUGGGUCCUUAGUGUUGAUGACCUUUGUAUAAAGAAACAGCGUCGAACCUGC